CGGCUCGUCAUAUGGACAGGUGAGGUAAGCAAGGUGCGCUACCUGUGACCCACAUAAGAAAAUAACAUGUACAAUCUAUACUUGUACACCAAAAGUCAUUGAAACGGUUCGUAUGAUACAUGAAAUGCAGUUUUUCGUGUCUACUUCGUGAUUGCCACCUGUUAUCACCAAGUUAUGGAUAUUGACAACUUUUAGUUAAACUACAACAAUGUCACUUGAUUCAAACAUGGCGGACUACAGAUAUUGUCAUUGGAUAAACGAAGAAUGGCAGGAAGGGUGCCUACAGGAUUUACCAGGGAGUUGCUGAUUACUGGGAGUGCUUCUAGUAUGUUGAACAGGAUUCAGUGAAACAUGGAAAGUCAUAAACCACGGCGACCUGGGACAAAGUCCGCUGUUGGUGCAUUUGGUGGGGGAGAAAUGGAUACUGUUGGUCGAGACAGCCCAAAUAACCAGGCCCUUUUCUUGCAAAAAAUAAGGGAAAGUAAUGAAGCUGUCAACAAUGGAGACUACCAUCAUGCCAUUCAGCUUUAUUCAGAAGCCAUCCAACUGGACAGCAACAAUCACAUCCUGUACACAAAUCGGUCAGCUGCAUUUCUCAAAGUAAACCAGUAUCAAAGAAGUCUUGAAGAUGCCCAAAAAGCUAGAAGUCUAAACUCAAAGUGGUCUAAGGCCUACCUACGGGAAGGAGUGGCACUGAAACACCUGGGGCAGUAUGGGGAGGCUCUGGCAGCAUUUGCUGCUGGACUGGCACAAGAACCGAGCAAUGUUGUUCUACUGGCUGAAUUGUCACAGGCAGCAAUAACAUGUCCCCUUCGAGAUAAGCUGGCUCCAACCUUCCUGCAGCUGGAGAAGUUAAGACUGCACAGAAGUCCGUUCGUCAUCAUCUCUGUGAUUGGGCAAGAACUACUGGCAGCCGGAAACUAUGAGUCUUCUUUAUUGAUGCUAGAAUCAGCACUUCACAUUGGAACAUGCAGUCUCAAGCUGAAAGGUUCAGUGUUCUCAGCACUGAGCAGUGCAUACUGGGCAAUGAACAACAUGGACAAGGCCAUCUACCAUAUGCAACAAGACCUGGCCGUAUCAAAGUCUUUAGGAGACCAAGAUGGUGAGUGCCGUGCAUAUGGGAACCUGGGGUCUGCAUAUUUUUCCAAAGGCCAUUACAAAGAAGCAUUAUCAAAUCAUAGGUACCAGCUUGUCAUCGCCAUGAAGCUGAAGGACAGGGAUACUGCAGCCUCCUCACUCAGUAGUCUUGGCCAUGUAUACACAGCAAUUGGGGACUAUCCAAAUGCACUCAACAGUCAUAAACAGUGUGUCCUUCUACUUAAACAGAGUGGCGAUAAGCUGGCAGAAGCGGAAAUUGGUAAUGUUGGUGCAGUUUAUUUAGCUAUGAGCAACUUUGACAGUGCAGUAGAGUGCCAUCAGGAACACUUAAAAAUGGCCAAGGAAUUGAAGAGUCAUGUGGAGGAGGCACGUGCAUACAGCAACCUUGGAAGUGCUCAUCAUUACAACAGAAACUUUCAAAAAGCAAUAUUGUAUCAUAACAGUGUGUUGAAAAUUGCUGAACAGCAUGCAGAUAAGGCACUAGAGGCUCGUGCUUUUGCUGGUCUGGGUCAUGCAUCUCGGUGCUUGGGUAAUACCACACAAGCCAAAAGCUUCCAUGAGCAGCAACUUGAUAAUGCCUUGCAGACCAGAGACAGAGUUGCAGAGAGCAGAGCUUGUUCUAAUCUAGGUAUUAUCUAUCAUCAAUUGGGUGAAUAUGAGGCAUCACUAAAGCUUCAUAAUAACAACUUGCGUAUUGCCAAAGCUCUAGGUGACAAAGCUGGACAGGGCAGAGCUUAUGGCAACAUUGGAAAUGCAUAUAGUGCUCUAGGUCAGCAUGAAUUGGCUGUUAAGUACCACAAACUAGAACUUAAAAUUGCCUCAGAAGUAAAUGAUCGUCACUCAGAAGGAUCCACCAAUGGCAAUCUUGCUGUGGCCUACCAAGCUCUUGGUUUGUAUGAAAAUGCACUACAGCAUUACCUCUCUCACCUGAAUAUUGCCAGAGAGCUUAAAGAUUCAUCUAGUGAAGCAAGGGCACUCAGUAAUCUUGGUAACUUUCAUUGUGCACGAGGUGAUUUCAGAAGUGCAGUAUCCUUUUAUGAGCAAAACUUGAGCCUUUCACAGGAACUCCAUGAUAUGGAAGGUGAGAGCAAAGCUUGUUUUAGUCUUGGGUAUGCUCAUUACUCAUUGUGUAAUUAUGAGGAAGCUGUUCGCUACUAUGAACAAGAUUUGUCACUUGCAAGAGAGAUGAAAAACAGAUUGUCAUUGGCAAGGGCAUAUUGUAAUUUAGGUCUUGCUCAUAAGUCUCUUAAGAACUUUAAUGACUCCUUAGAAUGCCAAAAGAAAUGUUUAGGUUUGAUGGAUGCUUUAAGAAAUAGUCCUGGCAAAUUCCGUGCAUUGGGAAAUAUUGGUGACCUCCUGCUAAAGACUGGAGAUAUAGAUGAGGCCAUAAAGGUCUAUCAACAACAGUUGCAACUUGCCAAACACUGCCAAGACCAAGAUCUACUUGCUGCUGCUUAUGGUUCGUUGGGUGUAGCUCAUCGUAUGUUGGGACAGUAUGACAAGGCUUUAGCCUUCCACACACAAGAACUAAACAUCAGACAAGAGAGCAAUAACAUGAAGGGAGAGUGUAGAGCUCAUGGUAAUAUGGGCAAUGUGCACAUGUCCUUGGGAAAUUAUCUCAGUGCUUUCAAAUGCUAUGAGGAACAACUAGAGAGAAGUCGUGACCUGCAUGACAUUGAGUUAGAAGGACAAGCCUGUGGCAACCUUGGCAUCACAAAAAUGAAUAUGGGACAUUUUGAGGAAUCUAUUGGUUUGUUUGAACAGCAGUUAGCAAUGUUGGAACAACUAUAUGGAGAAGUACCAAUGAGGGACAAAGGGAAAGCUUUUGGAAACCUUGGUGAUUGUUAUGAGGCACUUGGAGACUUUGAAGAGGCCAUCAAGUGCCAUGAGCAGUUUCUUGCACUAGCUCAACAAUCAUGUAAUCUUCAUGAACAAGACCGAGCUUAUCGUGGGCUUGGAAAUGCACACAGAGCUAUUGGCAAUUUACAGCAGGCUUUGGUUUGCUUUGAAAAGCGACUUGUUGUUUCUCAUGAACUCAACAGCCUUGUUGCCAAGGCCUCAGCAUAUGGUGAACUGGGCUGUCUGCACAGUCUACUUGGGAAUUUUGAACAGGCAAUCUCAUGUUUAGAACACCAACUAAGUAUAUCAAGAGAAAUGGGAGAUGAACAGUGUGAAGGAGAUGCUGCAUGUGGACUUGGUGGAGUUUAUCAGCAAAUGGGGGAGUAUGAAUCGGCUCUCAAGUACCAUCAGAUGGACUUGCAGAUUGCAGAGGCUGGCAACAAGACAGCCUGUCAAUGCCGAGCCUAUGGGAAUCUGGGAUUGUCCUACGAGUCCCUUGGAAACUACCAAGAAGCAGUUAGGCACCAAGAACAGCAUCUAAGUAUUGCAGCACAAAUGAAUGACCGAGUUGCAAAAACUCUUGCAUACAGCAGUUUAGGAAGAGUACACCAUGCACUAGGGCACCAUACAAAAGCUGUUCAGUACCUGGAGCAAGGACUGAACAUUGCUGAGCAGUUAGGACGGCGUGAAGAUGAGGCCAAAAUAAGGCAUCGACUUGGGCUGUCUCUAUGGGGAGAUGGACGGUUGGAUGAGUGUCAAAUCCAGCUAUAUAAAGCAGCUGACUUGUUUGAGACAAUCCGGCGAGAAUCUCAGUGGAGCAGUGACUACAAACUGUCAUUGUUUGACCUGCAAUCAGCAUGCUACCAAACACUUCAGAGAGUGUUGGUGGACCUUAGUCGUCCUGAGGAAGCACUUGCUGUGGCUGAAAGGGCAUGCACUCGUGCUUUCAUUGAUCUGCUACUUGAAAGGCAAGCAGGUUCUGCAGGCUUGUUUAACGGAACAACUAUGGAUUUGUCUCCUAUUACCAUCGACCAGAUCAACACAACUGUCAGUAAGCAGCAUGGAGUGGUUUUGUACUUCUCCAUUGCUGCUGGCUUUCUUUACAGCUGGCUUCUCACACCUAAAAAUGGUUUGGUCCAGUUUGAAAAGAUGUCUCUAAGUGAGUUGGAAGCAGAUGUAGAUCCAAUGGCAGGAGACAGCCAAAGUGUUUUGAGCUUCACAACAGCCUCCAUAUUAGAAAACUGUGUGGGACAGAUGCGAGAAGCCAUUGGAGUUGACAGUCACAUACAGCCAGAUAGCGUCAGCAUGAGAGGUGCAAGACACAGCAUGGAGAACCAGAGUGGAUCAGAAAGUGAGACUGAUGAUGUAUUCCAGCUUCAGUUGGAGGAAAUCGGUGACCGCCUGAUUGCUGAAAAUGAUCGCACAGGAUUUCUACGAAUGGUUAACAGAGGCCAUUCUUUUAAUACAUCAACAUACAGUAUCAACAGUAUUUUCAGCCUUUCCAGUGGUGCUGGUGGAACUGUAAACACUAACUUCCCAUCUUACAGAGGGAAUUCAAAACACAUUAUUGGAGGUCGUUCUCCUCUUUCAGCCUUGUAUAGUUUCCUUUUGGGACCAAUGGAAGAAACACUGGCAAAUUUAAGCCAAGAUUUUUCGGAUCCUAUUGAUCUGAUUCUUGUGCUUCAAGGUGACCUGUACCUGGUUCCUUUUCUGAUGUUGCGGAAGGAACAGGCUGAAGAUUAUUUAUUUGAACGUUAUAAUUUGAUAAUUGUUCCAUCUAUCAGUGCUCUUUCCAACACACAAAAACUUGACCGCCAGGGGCGACCAAUGAUAGAUUCAUCAGGUGCUUUGGUUGUUGGCAAUCCAAAACUAAAUUCGAACAUUAGUCAGCACUGGCAUCUUCAUGAGAUUCCCGGAGCAGAGUAUGAGUCGAGGAUUGUUGGUGAGUUGUUGUCGUGUCGUCCACUCAUUGGUGUAGAAGCUACAAAGGGUGCUGUUUUGCACCAAAUAGAGCAAGUUGAGGUGAUCCACUUUGCCACCCACAUCUCAUGGAAACUUUCAUCUAUUGUACUGUCACCAACUGAAUUGGUUUCAUCAGGAGGCAGGUAUCAAACUAUCAAGUCCCAAGAAAAUAGUGGUAGUGAAUUUGACUCAUUAGAAGGUCCUCCAUUGUCAGAUUACCUUCUCACAGCAGCAGACAUUCUGAAUCUGAAACUCCAUGCAAAACUAGUGGUGUUGAACUCUGGCUAUACUGAUGACAGAGCAGGGCGAGUCAACACAGAUGGUGUGAUUGGCCUGACACGUGCCUUACUUUCAGCAGGAGCCCAGUGUGUGUUGUUUUCAUUAUGGCCAGUACCAGACCAGGCAUCAAAGUUAUUGAUGCGCAUUUUCUACACAGCAUUAGAAGACAAUAAGAGAGUAACUCAGGCUCUUGCUAAAGCUGUGAAAACUGUUCAGUGCACAAAACAGUUCUCUCACCCCUCUAACUGGGGUGGCUGGGUAUUGGUGGGUAGUGAUGUGUGUCUCAGUAGCAAGAUUGCAUUGAUGGGACAUGCUGUAUGUGAGAUUCUCCAGUCUCCCACCCAGUGUCGGGAAGCCAUGCGAGUUCUCUUGCACCUGAUUGAAAAGUCAAUUCAACGAAUAAUGAAUGGCACAAAGAAUUCAAUGUACACAACAUAUCAGAGCAUAGAGAACAAAGUUGGGGGAGUCAGUGGCUGGAAAGACCUACUUCAAGCAGUUGGUUUUCGUUUUGAGCCAGCAGGAAAUGGAUUACCUCCAGCAGUUUUCUUUCCUCAGUCAGAUACAGGAGAUCGACUAGCACAGGCCAGCACCAACCUCCAGGCACUAUUAGGUCUCCCUCCCAGCUCCCUGACUGCCCUGUCCAAGUUCAUCACCAACAGCCAGGUUGGGGAAGCUCUCAUCACUGUUAUGCGUAUGAUCUUAAACAAGCUUGUUGCCAAGGAAGCAGCAAUUGAUGUUCUGGUGAAUGUUGGGCUUUGGCGUACUGCAGGGUGUCAUGAAUUCCUGGCUUCUUUUGGUCUGGACUUAGUGGAUGUGGGCCUGGAUGAUGUCACACUACGUUUGAGCAAGCAGGCAGUGCGAAGACACUUACAGUUUGCAUUACAGGCUCUUGUUGCAGUAUUUGAUGCUCAGGAGGCUCCCCGGGAUUAUUCACUUGAUACAUCCAGCAGCCUUGAGAGUCUGUCAUCAUCACCUAGUGGAUCCACUGCCUCUGUCUUUUCACCCCCGCCACUUUCACCGUAUGGUCGAAGAUGUUCACUCUUCAAUCCAGCAGAGAUGGAGAAAAUGAGGUCCUCCAAGAUUCACUCUUUCAAUCAGGGAGAUGCAGAUGGCCGACAUUCAAAAGUGAUCACAAAAUCAGGUCAACAUGAUCCAUCCUUGCAGCUCUCCCAUCAAAACAAAAUUAAAAGUAUGUAUCCUCCACAUGGAAAUGAAUCUGGGAGCUUGUCCAGUAGUCCAGCGUUAACAGAUACAGGUGACAGCCCAGGUCCAGAUCAGUCAAGUUCCACUAAUGUUGAUCUUGACAUCAACAUGACCAGCAACACUGGAUCAGUCAUGUCAGAAUCUGCUGUUACAUCAACAGGUGGUACUCAAUCUCCUUUACUUCCAAAUGACCAGCUAAGCUUCAAGUCCAGUUCAGACAAUGUACAAGACACAUGUGAAAAUGAAAGGUUGAUGCAGCAUAGUGUUGCCAACAUGACCUCAUGUCCAUACUCGUCUUCCUUGUUAAAAUCAUCUCUGUCAACAGUUAACAAUACAACUGUUUAUAGCCCACAGUCUUCCAUGAGUAACAAAAUGAUGGAUCCUCAAGAGAUUGCUGAAAGGGUUAUGGCUGAUGUGCCAAAUGUCAGAGAGAUGAUUGAAAAAAUGCAAGAAAUUAGUCUGGUACAAUCAGAAAUGAACAGUCAUCAAAUACGACAAGUAUCUUCGAACACUGUUUCAAAACAGCAUAUUUUGUCAAUGGAUAAUAAAGACUUUACAAAGGAACACAGAAUUAAUUCACCACUCCUUCAACUCAGAAAAGGGAGAGUUCCAAAUCCUGCCAGCAUUCCAGUCCGAGUACAAAAGAGUUCUCAUUCAAGCUAUUCACAUCAAAAGAUAGGAAGGCAAGCAAUUUCUUCUGAGGUGCCUCAUAGGUCUGAUACUGUGAGUAGUUUAGUGCCAAGUGUCAUUCAUGUUACAAGUGGACAAACUGGAGAAAAUAGUGUAUCUUCUGACAACAGUGAGGGGGCAGAUUCAAAUUUGCAGUCUUCUGUAUCUAGUGGCUAUCAUUCAGAGAAAAACUUGACUGGCAAUGUGACUUAUCAUUCAGUGGAAGACAGAAAUUCCUAUACAAAAGAUUUUGUUAACAAAGGUCGCAGCGCUUACAGUUCUUCCUCACAGAUGUCAUCUUUCCGUCCAUACAAGCCUGCUUCUCCAUUGAUUAGAACAAAUGCAGUUCAGAGUCGACCCGAUAGCACAACCAGUACAAGUAGCCAAUACUCUACAUCCUCCUCAGGUCUCUCGGCCAUCUACAGACCUAUCAGUGAGAUAGUCACAACAGCCUCUUCACCUAAUCCUUCACCUUUGGAUACCAGAAAACUGAAAGAAUUUUCUUCCACAUCCUUGAGUCAUAACAAAAUAGAUUCAGUUACAAAACCCAAGAUGAAAGUGAGCUUUUCUGAAUCUGAAACAGAUCAGUCUUUCAACACCAGUUCUGAGGACAUGUCUACACAUGGUAUGCCAUUAAAGUUUGAUGUAAGCAGUACUCUUUCCUGCCCAAAGGGAUAUGAUAAGUUCUUUGAUUGCCAUAGUAUUGCCAAAUGUUGUAACAGUGAACUGCCAACUCCAACGGAACCUGCAGUUGCGUCAAAACAAGACUUUCCAGAAGGAUAUGGCAGUAAACCAGUGACAGACAUUGCUAGUGGCCUUAAAUCUUCAGGGAAAGUUUCAUAUCUCGACAAAGACAAGCGUGCUCUUCUGAAACGUCACAUGCUACAAUCAUCAAAGUGCUGACUUUUCUACAGAAUGACUGCAAACCUAGUGUCAGGCCAUGGUACAUUAUCUCUUCUUCAUAAAUGCCUUUUGAUAUGUGUACCCCCAUCAGCAUUGUCUUUUUUGUCGUAGUGUAACCAUGUCAGGACUCUAUAGAUGCAACUCUUGUUCACUUAGUUUCAAUUUUUAUUUCUGUGUUAACUGAGUCGAAUGUAGGUAUUUAUUGUUUCCUAUGUUUUUGCAUGUGUGUCAGUGUGAAUGGCUGACUUUAUAUUAUUGUAUGACAUGUACAUGGGCAUGUAAGGAAAAUAUAUUUGUAUGUUUAGGAUCAUAUUAUAUUUGAUUAUGAGGAAUUCUGUAUGUUCCUGUAUAAAAAGAGAUUCAAUAUAUUCAUUCAUGGAAA
Messenger RNA from Haliotis rubra (blacklip abalone), 8335 nucleotides. Its product is annotated as tetratricopeptide repeat protein 28-like. Gene Ontology annotation, molecular function: protein binding. The record is from RefSeq and is a predicted model, not a curated record. Lineage: Eukaryota; Metazoa; Mollusca; Gastropoda; Lepetellida; Haliotidae.